Molecule: messenger RNA, 7258 nt
Organism: Myxocyprinus asiaticus (Chinese sucker)
Lineage: Eukaryota; Metazoa; Chordata; Actinopteri; Cypriniformes; Catostomidae
Gene: kdm4ab
Product: lysine (K)-specific demethylase 4A, genome duplicate b
Exons: 22
Coding region: 140-3295 (1051 amino acids)
Biological process (GO): chromatin remodeling
Cellular component (GO): nucleus
Molecular function (GO): histone H3K9 demethylase activity; histone H3K36 demethylase activity
Source: RefSeq, a predicted model, not a curated record
CGCAUGCGCACUGCGCGUGAUGUGAUGGAGGUUUGUCAGGGGAAGGCUCUGCUGUUAGCUAAACAUCUCUACGAAGGUUGAGGUCAGCUAGAAGGGUUCUAUUCGACGAAGUCGGUAAUAAGGACUCCAGUCAGUCAAGAUGGCCUCUGACACACAGGCCUCUAGGGGUAUUAUGACCUUUUACCCCACUGUCGAGGAGUUCAAGAACUUCAGCCGCUACAUUGCAUACAUGGAGUCCCAAGGUGCGCACAAGGCAGGCCUUGCCAAGAUCAUCCCCCCAAAAAGCUGGAAACCCAGACGUUCAUAUGACGAUAUUGAUGACCUGUUAAUACCUGCACCGAUUCAGCAGGUUGUGACUGGACAAUCAGGGCUGUUCACACAGUACAACAUCCAGAAGAAGGCAAUGACAGUGAAAGAGUUCCGCAAAACGGCAAACAGUGACAAGUUUUGCAGCCCUCGAUAUGAUGAUUUUGAAGAGCUUGAAAGGAAGUACUGGAAAAAUGUAACUUUUAACCCCCCCAUUUAUGGAGCUGACGUGAAUGGUACCCUUUAUGACCUGGAUGUCAAAGAAUGGAAUGUGGGGCACUUGAAUACCAUACUUAACACUGUGGAGCAUGAAAGUGGUAUCACUAUAGAGGGAGUGAACACACCCUAUCUCUACUUUGGCAUGUGGAAAACCACUUUCGCUUGGCAUACAGAGGACAUGGAUCUCUACAGCAUUAAUUACUUGCACUUCGGCGAACCAAAGUCCUGGUACUGCGUGCCUCCAGAGCAUGGGAAAAGACUGGAGCGUUUAGCCAAAGGAUUUUUCCCUGGAAGUGCACAAAACUGUGAAGCAUUUCUCAGACACAAGAUGACUCUUAUUUCCCCUUCUAUUCUGAAGAAGUAUGGGAUUCCGUUCGAAAAGAUCACUCAGGAGGCUGGGGAGUUUAUGGUGACUUUCCCAUAUGGCUAUCAUGCGGGCUUCAACCACGGUUUCAACUGUGCUGAAUCAACCAACUUUGCCACACGACGAUGGAUCGACUAUGGAAAACAAGCCAUUCUGUGUUCUUGCAGGAAAGACAUGGUGAAGAUUUCCAUGGAUGUAUUUGUAAAGAAAUUUCAGCCUGAACGGUACGAGCUGUGGUUAGCAGGGAAGGACAAUGCACCCAUUGACCACUCGAAGCCCACACCCGAGGCAGCUGAGUUUCUAGCUGGAGAGGCUGGAAAAAGUGGCGGUCAGGAACUCUGCAUUGACAACCAAAGUAGCGAGGGGCAGAAGAAGAGUAACCUGGCCAAACAAAGAAUAGGAACAAAAAGACACAAAGUGUGUCUGGAUUUACCCGAUGAAGUUCUUCCAAAGAGUGAACUGAAUGAUGAGGAGGCUGAAUAUGGAAAGAAAGGAAGAUUGACUCCAUAUACAGAACAAUGCAGACAGUAUGGAGAAUUGAACAACAAAGACAACCUGCUGUCCAUGAAGGGAUUGACCAGUAUAAAGAUGCUUCCAGUUUCCAAAAGCACUGCCUUUGGGGAGCGUGUCAAGGACACAAGUUGUGGUGCAGCAAACUCCAUUGGUAAAACAAGUCCACCUUCCCCAGUCUGUCCACAGCCCUUCCCAAAGCAUCAUCUCUCAAUCGCAUCUGUCCCUACUGUCCCUCACUGCCUGUCAGCUGUGCCACGGAUCUCCUCCAAACCAGGAGUGGCAAGCCUUCUCUUUCAUCGAACCUUGAGCCCUUCAGAUGCACUGCAGGUUCACAGCUAUGCAGCCAGAUCAACAGUCUAUAAACCUUCACAUCUCAGCACAGAAAAACCUACAGGAGUCCUCAAAGAGCCAGACACCAAACCAGAUGUUAGGCCAAACUUGCACAUGCCAGAAGCAAACACAGUCCAGCAUGAAGUUGAGAGUGAGAAAGAGAACAAUAGUAUGAAGAGAAAACUGCAGCCACUGAGCAAGCUGCCCCGCUUUCAUCCUUUGCUCAGAGAGAGCUCCAAUGAUGACGAGAUCCAGGAUACAGCUGAGCCAGAGGAGACCGAUCCCUGGGCCAGACUCCUCGCUCCCAUGUGGCAAAGCAAGCCACGCAACUUUAGUGCUGAGAAGGAGUUCAACUUGCGCAUUGGCCAGCAGCCUCCAUACUGUGCAAUCUGUUCUCUCUUUUACACAUAUGAACAGAAUGAUGUAAUCAGCCUGAGCCAGAGCAUUUCUGCAGCUGAAGGAGGACACCAGCAGAGGAGCAAACCGCUGAUUCCAGAGAUGUGCUUCACCGGCAGCUCUGAGGGACACCUGUCUACCCCUCAUUUGGAGGAAGACGGCACAAGCCGACUCGUCAGCUGCACUGUGUGCAGCGUGCGCGUACAUAUCAGUUGUUACGGAGUAUCUCGCGACACAAAGCUGGAUGGGUGGAGGUGUUCCCGAUGUGAAGCUAAUGCCAUUGCUCAGGACUGCUGUUUAUGCUCUCUCAGAGGAGGAGCUCUGCAGAAGGCCAACAAUGACAAGUGGGUUCAUGUGUUGUGUGCCGUGGCAGUGCAGGAGGCUCGCUUUGUGAACAUUGCAGACCGCAGUCCUGUUGAUCUCAGUUGUAUCCCACUUCAGAGGUUCAAGCUGAAAUGCCAAUACUGUCGUAAGUGGGUGAUGAGGAUGACAGGUUGCUGUGUGCAGUGCUCUCACGGCCGCUGCUCCACUUCCUUUCACCCCACCUGUGCUCAGGCAGCUGGAGUUCAAAUGCACCCAGAUGACUGGCCUUUCGUCAUCUAUUUCACCUGCUGGAGACACAAGGGUGGCACCCACAUAGAGCGCAACAAGGCAUCUUUGCGGGAGCUGGAGAAUGGACAGAAAGUCAUCUGCAAGCACAGAAAUGGCCGAUACUACCAUUGUGAGGUGGUUGAGCUGACUAAAGCCACCUUCUAUGAGGUCAUCUUUGAUGAUGGCUCAUUCAGUGACAACCUGUUCCCUGAAGAUAUAGUGAAUAGGGACUGUCGGCAACUUGGUCCACCAUCAGAGGGCGACGUAGUUCAAGUGCGCUGGACAGAUAGUCUGAUUUAUGGAGCUAAAUUUGUGGCUGCUCAUGUCAUCCCAAUGUACCAGGUGGAAUUUGAGGAUGACUCUCAGCUUACUGUAAAGAGGGAAGACGUGUACAGUUUAGAUGAGGAGCUGCCUAAACGUGUUAAGGCACGCCUGUCUGUGGCAUCGGACAUGCGCUUUAAAGGAGUGUUUGUGGAGAAGGAGGUAAAGCAGGACUCAAAAAGACAGCGGGUGAUCAACUCUCGUUACAGGGAGGACUACAUUGAACCAGUCAUCUACAGAGCCAUCAUGGAGUAACUGACUCCUAAUCACCAAGUCCCCACAAACUACAUGGUCUACACACAUAUCAGUUUUCCAGCUUCAUUAACAAUACAACAUACAGACAAACAGGCUGGGGCAGAUGCUUGGAUGUUUUAAGAGGACAAACAAAGUCACGAAAUUGGACAACUGCAAAUACAUGUCCACCACUGAGCCUUUUGUUUUAUAAAACAUCUAGAUCAAAUUUUUGACCUUCAGGCUGAGUACAAAUUCUUGCCGAAGUGUUCUUACUGUGAACAACAAUAUCUUCAGCCGGCAAUGGCAUAGAUGAGACUCCAACAAUGAAAUAUUAAUUCGAUCCAAUAGACCAGGCAUGUCUUUUGUAGAAUGUUUGUUUGUUCAGACAGCACACAACUGGCUCAGGCUCGGUAGGAGAGUUGGACAGCUCUCCAACUCCCACUAUCAUCAGUCAGAUGGUAGUAAUGUUUCAACUGUGUUUUUAAAUCACAUCCCUGCGGUACCACUGGUUGACUGCACAUAAACAGACCUUUAGACCAUCAGACUUCUUUUUUUAGGUCUUUAAAGUAAUUUGCAAUAUCUGAAUCUCAUGGAAGAAUCUAGUCUUUAUUAGUAUGAGCAGCUCUUUUGUGUGAUCUACUGUAAAUAUGGGACAUGAUAGGAAACUGUAGCUUUAUACUUGCAUGUAGUUGUAUUCAGGAGCUAAGUUUUGGUUCGGUUUUAUUUAAUUUAUAUUUCUUUUGAAGUGCAAGGAAUGCCAAUUUCCUGAUUGCAUAUUAGUUCUGCAGUUACUUUGUUUGUAAAAAACAAAAACAAAAAAAAAAACAAAUUUAUUUAUGUGUUAAAGCAAGAUUUUCUCUACUUUUUCUACUCUUAGUUGUAUUUCUAUGCCAACACAGUAAAGAGUAACUUGUGGCCAGUCAUGGUCAAAGUGGUGCACUUAUCGAAAAAAAAAAUUAUUUCAUUACUUCCAGUUCAAUAGUGCUAAAGGCAGGGAAGGCAACCUAUCAAGGGCUCCAUUUGGAGAGCGCUAAGACUGGUGCCUAGUUUAAAUUGCAUACAUUAUUUAAUAAAAUGCAUUUGUGGUUAUUCCUUUAGCUCUGUAUAGCAUUAUCAUUUAUAGACCCUUGGCUUUAGUUGUUUUGUGCAGUAGGCAUUACACCCCUUUCGCUUUGACUCUAGAUCCAUAUUGUUAAUUUAAGACUAAAAACUUUAUUUUUAAAUUAAAAAAUGCCUCCCAUCCCUAUGAGAAACUUUGUGAUUUGUCUGAUUUCAGCCUUCCAAGUGUUGAGCGGAUUGACAUCAGAGCUUUCAUCACACCUUUACGACCUGUCUGUUACCAUUACGUGUGUCUGUACAUACUUAAGGGCAAUUUCUGUCUCCCCCUUUCUCUGGACAGUUUAUGCGUUCACUGUCAUAACGUUGAAAGUACACAUAUAUCAACUCAAAAUACACAUAGAAGCUGCCACCUGCUCCCAAACAGGUCAAGCAUGCUUUAUUUAUUUAAAUCAGGUGAAUUCCUUAGGGAAAUCAUCUCCAGCACCUCAGGCAUGUUUUUGUUUCACUAACUGUUUUUGUGUUUCCAAGCUCCGAGAUUAAGUAAAGCCAUUCCAAGGAAGUGCCGUGGAUUGCGAAGGAACUAAUGAGGAAAAUGUUAUUCCGUGGCAGCUCUUCUACCUGACUAGGUUUUAAAUAUUCUUGUGAAGGAAGCCUGAGAGACAGUUACUUGGCUCUGCCAAUUAGGUUACAUUGGAUAAUAAUGCAAAUUAAUAAUAGAAUUUUAGACUGAGUCACGGCCUCCAUAUGCUCAUAGGCCUGCCAGAGGCUGAUAGUAUAUUGCUAUGACUUGUUUUUAUGUCUUUGUACAUUAUUUCCAUUUAAGUGGAUGUCCUAAUUUCAGUUUGCCAGUUACUAAUGGAUUUUUUGUGGACAUCCUGAGCAUUGAAGAUAAUGUUUUGUAUAGACUAAUGUCCUUGGAACUGGUCAGAGAAAUCUAUAUUAUCAGCUCUUUGGGCUUAAUCCCAUUUGUGUUUAUGCUUUAAAGUCAACAUGAAAUGGCCUUCGUUAGCCCAUUUUACUUCAAUAAUCCAUAAUGUUUUUCUGAGUUUAACAGGAUAUUCAACAAUAAAAAGGCUAGGGCAUUAAUUGAUUGGAUCAUGAAAAGUGGGUGUUACUUACCAGAAUGGAGCAAGGCGGGCGUGAAGGGGAAAAUAUUUAUAGGGAUCGGUGGCGCCAGCCCACAUUUUUUAUCUGGAAUGUGGUUCAAGACUAGGAAUGUUAAUUAAAUCAGUGGUUCUCAACCUUUUUGACUUCCAGGCCCCCUUUAGUCCAAGACAAUAUUUGAAGUCCCCCUCCGCCCGGAAAUUAGGAGUGUCAAUAAAUUAAAUGCAAUUAAUUUUGGAAUUCCUGAAGUUUCAGGAACUGUCAGUUUAUAAGAUGUAAGUCUAGAUUUUUUGUUGCAUUUGUAUUAGGAUUGCUUUAAUGUAACUUAUUUUAAAUAAUUUUAGACAACUUGUGGCCUUUUUGGAAAUUUGCUGAUGCCCCCUAGUGGGCCCCGGCCCCCUGGUUUAGAACCACUGAAGUAAAUGGGGUGAAUUUUAAUUUUAUAUUGAUUUUCAGACUGUUCUAAGAAGUUAGCACAAUGCAUUUACUUUAAAUAUUUUAAAUUUAAAUCCCUUUUAAUUCAGAGGAGCAGUACAACUAGUCUAUUCAAUUCUGGUCCUGGACGGCAACUGUUCUGCAGAGUUUAGCUCUAAGCCUAGUUAAAAACCCCUGAAUAGGCUACUCAAGGUCUUCAGGAUUACUUGAAAAAUGCAAGCAGGUGUGUUUGUUUAGCAUUGGAACUAAACGUUACAGUGGCCCUCCAGGACCGGAGUUGAAUACCUCUACAUUACAGCAUUAGCUAAACAGAUACCGUCGUACCAUGUCCUAUUUGAGCUCCUCACACUGAGUCUUUGUGUUGGUCCAAGAUCCCACACUGUUUCCAGGACUGGCACCAUGACCAGCUGUAGCUCUCAUUACAAUCCCCACCUCUACAUCAAUGCAUUCUCAACUGUGGAAACAAGCACUAAAAGCAGAAGUGUUAACAGAGAAAACAGUGCUAAUAGACACCUGUCCCGAGAUCAUCACCACAUUCUAAAAUCUUGAGCACAUGUAGUGAGUUAUAACUCUGUAGGGGGAUCCAUUUUAUCAGAUGAACUGUCUAUCAGGCUGCCAUCUGAAGCACCUGGCCCACUAAUGAGUCUUGUUCCUUCUCCUAAUAAAAUGCAACUAACAAUAUAAUCAUGCGUAAGUAGAAUAGCAAAAUAAAUAGGCUUAUCAACUUUUCAAAGAAAGGAGUCAAAGGCUUCAAUCAAACUACAGUAUUUUGUGCAAAUUCAUCUAUCACUUGGUAGAAGCUAGCCAGAUCAGGCAGAUGACAACUUGAACAGGAUGCGUGACAUCCUCAAAAAAUAAUGAACAAAACUACAUUUGAUUUUUUUUUUCUUUAUGAAAUUUGUUUUUUCAAAACAUGACCCAUGAUGGCACAAAAACAGUGUGUGCCAACAGGGCUGUUUCUGAGCAUACAGAGGACCUAAGCAAAAUGCUACUUGGAGGUGAAUUGUUGACUGCCAAAAGCAUAAAACCAAAAUUCAAGAGACAUUUAGAAACCAAACAUUCCAUAACUAUACAGUCAUAAAUUAUAAAAACUGUAACGACAAUGUAAAACUAAAAAGUCAAUCGGUCUUUAUGUUAAUAAUUUUGCAUACUUUUGGAAGUGGUACUAGUUCAUGGUAAUAUUAAUAAAUAUCAAUAUUAGGUUUUUUGCAAAAAACAAAUUGUAUGAUAAACAAUUUUGUUGUUUCACCACUAUAUCUUGCGUCCCACUUUAUAUUAGGUAUCUUUAACUACUUUGUACUUACAAAAUGUAAGCAUUUGAUAUAAUGUACAGGUGCAUCUCAAUAAAUUAGAAUGUCGUGGAAAAGUUCAUUUAUUUCAGUAAUU